This is a messenger RNA of Rhopilema esculentum, 2205 nucleotides long. Its product is annotated as solute carrier family 25 member 32. Gene Ontology annotation, biological process: nucleotide transport; transmembrane transport. Lineage: Eukaryota; Metazoa; Cnidaria; Scyphozoa; Rhizostomeae; Rhizostomatidae. The record is from RefSeq and is a predicted model, not a curated record.
GUGUUUUCUACGAAUUUACAACUUUGUUAAUUUUAGGAUAGAGACAUAUGAGCAUAUUGUGGAGAGUUAUUAACUAUGACUGAAGAUAACAGUCAUCGUGUUUUAAGCAGACUAAAUAGCAAAAAUUGGCUUAAAAAUUUGAAAGUGGAACAUCUCAUAGCUGGAACUGCUGGUGGUGUUUCUGCGACUUUACUUCUGCACCCUCUCGACCUUAUCAAGAUUAGGUUUCAAGUAAAUGAUGGUCUGGUCACCAGGCCAACAUAUCGUGGGAUCAUAGAUGCAUUCAAAUCAAUUAAAGUUUCUGGAGGACUAAGAGGAUUAUACCAGGGCGUUUCCCCAAAUGCGGUUGGUGCCGGCUCAGCUUGGGGGUUGUACUUCUUCAGCUACAAUUUCUUAAAAGCCAAUGUCAGUGAGGCCAAAGGCAUCAAGAAUCUUUCCGCCGGGGAGCAUUUAAUAAUUGGAGCAGCCGCAGGAGCAAGCACCCUGUGUAUUACGAAUCCAGUAUGGGUAGUUAAAACUCGCAUGUGCCUGCAAUUCAACUCACAAUCAGUCGCAAGUGAAGUCUAUUACAAAGGAGUUAUAGAUGGCCUUAUAAAAUUAUACAAACAUGAAGGUAUUAGGGGAUAUUACAAGGGAUUUCUGCCAGGGCUAUUUGGUGUUUCCCAUGGAGCAAUACAGUUCAUGACUUAUGAAGAACUUAAGAAAUGGAAUAGCAAAUACACCGGCAAAGCUAUCGACUCAAAACAGUCGGCAAUUACGUACAUUGUAAUGGCAGCUCUGUCGAAAGUUGUUGCUGUUGUGGUGACGUAUCCAUAUCAGGUCGUAAGAUCACGGCUACAGGAUCGAGAAUACCACCAGAAUUAUAAAGGCAUCAUCGACAUGAUUAAAAAAACAUUGAGAAAUGAAGGCACCAAGGGAUUUUAUAAGGGACUGACACCAAAUCUUUUGAGAGUGACGCCUGCCUGCUGCAUAACUUUUGUUGUCUAUGAGAACUUGAUGCAUUUUCUCAAGCCGAUUCUGGGGCGCGAGGAGACCUUAAAGACCUGAUAUCUGUUGGUCUAGGAUCUCUUGAAUUGGUAUUAAAAUGGAAUAAGUCAAUGCAUGUUUAAGAUUUUUUACAAAUGAAUUGAAGUACUGCGCAACGUUAUACGCGAGCCUGGGUAGCUACAAAUUCGAGUCUGAGCAGCUGUUACACACGAGAAAACUAUGUAGAUUCUAGAUAAUCAAUGGGAUCUCACUGUGGGCUGGGAUCAUCCAACGAAUCUUGGUUUCAACCUAGCGGCAGCUCUCUUGGCGAGCUGGAACAGAAAUUUUAACAUAAUAGGAACAAAUGUGGUUUUAUUUUUUUUAUUUGAUAUGCGUUCUUAAGUCGGUUUAUCCAUUGAUUUAAUUCUUCAUCAGACCAUGCAAUACCAAUUCCCUGGCUAAAACGUUUCCUUCAAUAAUAUUCCAAAUCGUCUUUGAGAUAGUUGAUCAUCAAAUCUUCCUUGCUUUUCUAAUCAAUUUUGUUCUUGGUUUUCCUUUUGGAAGUCCUACCUUAAAAAAUUUUAAAUUACUAUUAAAUUACUAUUAAUUAUUCAAUAAAUUUAUUAUUAUUAAAUACUAACAUACCAUUCGCCCUGCUCCUGUCAUUUAUUUUUAAUUUUUAGACUUUACCCCCAAGGCUAUUUUGCUAAUUUCCUGUGAACAUUUCCCAGAACAGUCAAACUCCCAUAAGGCCGAUCUCUUGGAACCUUUAAAACCCGAAUGAAGUUAAAUACCUUUAAAACCCGAAUGAAGCACGACAGAGUAAAAACUUAAUGCUAUCCGCUCAAAUAUAGGUAGAAUAGAUAUGUCAUCGCGCGAACAAUGUUAAUCGUAUCAUUAAUGCCUGUGCGUUACUAGAAAUAGUCAUGGAUUUGUAUCUCCAUUGGGCUAUAGACAUAUAAUUAUACAAAUAAAUGAAAAUGUCCAAUUUAGGUCUAACACAAUUAUCGUACUUAAAAACCCACUUAUGCGACGAAAAUUGAUUUCACAAAAUGGGCUGGGCCUAAGCAUUCUGUCCCUAUAUUAGACUCAAACGAGUUUGAUUGUAACAUCAAAAAGGUGCUUUGAAGCUAUCUCGACUCGUUUAUCAUACUUAACGUAGAAGACUGGUAUGUAUUUAAGAAUUUUUAUGCCUUUGUAUAUAGUUCAGUAUUUAUCACAGAAUAUGUUAUGUAUCAA